Messenger RNA from Colletotrichum costaricense, 285 nucleotides. RefSeq lists its product as uncharacterized. The coding region runs from base 1 to 285 and encodes 94 amino acids. The record is from RefSeq and is a predicted model, not a curated record. Lineage: Eukaryota; Fungi; Ascomycota; Sordariomycetes; Glomerellales; Glomerellaceae. The transcript has a single exon.
AUGUCUCGUUGGCAGCUGUUCUUUCUCAAUCCAACAUCUUUGUGCGCUUAUCUGCGGGUAUUCGUCUUCUACCUUAUCCGACCCGAAUCAUGUACUUUUUCCCCCUUCACAUCCUCAGCGCGCUUCAUUUGGCCCCCAAAAUGUGCCUUGUCCAGAGCGACAUCAGAUGACAUUCGUUCCUUCCCCACCAGACCAGACAUUAAUGGACUGACGAAGGGCUACCCUUGCAAACCUUGCGAAACCUUGCGACGGCCAUCUCGCCUUCGCAAUGGUACGGAGCACUGA